UUACAUUCUAUUUCCAACCAAAUCUUAUAAAAAAAUAAUGCUCUUGUUUUUCUUCUUUCCGAAGAAACCUCCACCGCCUCAAGCUCAAUCCCUGUUCAAUAUUUUAAAUCCACCUCCCUACUAUUUCAUUUCUAAGUUAUAAUAACCCAAAGCGCUUUUAAAAAAAUAGAGACAAAAAAUCUAAUGCAAUUAUCAAUCUUCCGAUCAGGGGUCAAUAGAAUUCCAAAUUGCCCUAUUGGAAUUUUGAAUCUUAUCAACAUCUGUCUUCUACUUAUCGUUUCAAUUCCAACAAUUCAGGGUAUGAGAAUGCAUCCUCUCUCCUUGAAUCCAAAAAUUGGACGAAUUGAUUCUAAUUUUUCACAACAGCAACAACACGUUCCUAAUUCCGCAAUGAAGAAACUCCGGAGACUUCCUCACGUAUUUAACUACUUUUUGGAAUUGCCGUUCCGUUCUGAUGCAGAUGUGGCGGUCGAAGAGAAGGAAGGAUUCUUCCGUUUCGUGGCGAAAAUCGAACUAGGAGGAGCUUGGAAUGGACAAGUGAGAGCACAGGCAGUAGAGAUUUAUCCUGGGGUAACGAAGAUCGUUGUGAGAAAGGGAAAUGGAGACGGUGAUGACGAUGAAAAAUUGAAUGUGGAUACAUGGAGGUACAGGUUGCCUGCUUCGACUAUGCCGGAGAUGGCCACAGCGGUAUUUGUGGACGGUGAGCUUGUAGUGACGGUGCCCAAGGAUGACCAUGGCCAUGGAGAGUUUGAUAAUAGAGGUGUUUGGAGAGACGUUGACCAACUUGUUCUUGUACAAUAGUUAACUUUUUCAUAUUUGAUGUAUUAAUUACACAAACAAAUACUAUAUUGGAAUAUAUGUUUAUGACGAAA
Messenger RNA from Solanum lycopersicum (tomato), 872 nucleotides. RefSeq lists its product as uncharacterized. NCBI's taxonomy places the organism in Eukaryota, Viridiplantae, Streptophyta, Magnoliopsida, Solanales, Solanaceae. The record is from RefSeq and is a predicted model, not a curated record.